Molecule: messenger RNA, 1776 nt
Organism: Microdochium trichocladiopsis
Lineage: Eukaryota; Fungi; Ascomycota; Sordariomycetes; Xylariales; Microdochiaceae
Exons: 1
Coding region: 1-1776 (591 amino acids)
Source: RefSeq, a predicted model, not a curated record
AUGCUGAAGGCGAAAACCCGGCACGCACAGCUCCUCCGCGAUUACGACGUCGACACAUUCGUCCAGCGUCCCCUCGCGACGGAAGAAACGUGCCCUGCGUGGGCGCAGGACAUUCGUCUGUUGGCCCUUGAGCUCGUCCAUAACUGGGAAGGUGUGAGCCUGAACAAGAUUCCUCAGCUGGCACCAGUCAUGCCUCGUAGGCUCGAGGAGGCUUUCCGGCACAACUUCAUCUCUGGAUGUACCACUGGAGAUGAUGGCUACUGGCUGACCGACAAGGGACGGUCGAUGCGAAGCCUGAUGCGCAACAUGGGGGGUAUGAGCUGGGCAUCCGCAUGGCUCGCCACGAGUGCAGCCAGGCACGACGACCCCGUCUGUCAGAACGUCCUCGUCUUCAUGGCGGCCCUCAUCGAGUCAGGCGCAGAGUCCAAUCUCUGCUCUCCAUUGCCGUCCCCGCCCAUGACUGCGAGCCCGCCAUCGUCUCAGGCCCGCGAAUACACCUGCUGUGCCCGCAUCUGUAGAGACCGCGCCCACCACGGCACGCUCUGGUUCACACUCGGGGUGCUCCUGGGUGUUCUUGAGACUGGGAACUUCGCUCCCAAUCGUACUCACCAGGACUGGCUCGAGAUCAAGUGUGGCUAUGCCCAAGUCGUCAGCGACAAGGCCGAUGCGAUCUUCCAGGAAUUGGGUAUGGCACGACACGACAUCGACAGGCUGGUGAACAUGCCUCUGACACAGCCACAGCUCACCAUGAUCGACAAAGAGCUCGCGUGGUCACAUCUCCACCAACUCGUGUUCGCAAAGGCUGAUAUUCGCUAUGCCGAGAUUGCGAGCAUCGACAUGACAGACUGUUGUUCGCUGGCGUCAGUUCUUUAUGCUGGGGAUCCCAGUCAACUCAGCAUCAACGAAUGGCUCGAGAACAACAAUUUUCGCUCCUGCUACUUUGCGUACCGCGAACUACGCCAGGCCAAGCUCGACGGCAGCCCCGAACAGUAUUUUGUGACUGGUCUGACAGUCAUCCCUUCCAGCGCACUGUUGGAUAUCGCUCGCCAGACCAAGACUCAGUGGCCCCUCACAGUCAUUGGUGCACAAACGAGCGAGACAUUCUUCCAGCUCUCUCCAAGUCAAUCGAAUGCAGUCAUGGCCAUGACCGAGUCUUCACGCACAUCGUCCGUUCGGGACCCUCAGAGCCACGCGAACCUCGUUACACCGGCCGACGAGCUCAGGGCGGCAUUUGAAGCUGUCGGCGAUAUCCGAGCGAAAUUUCCGGGCCAAUCCAGUCUGCAAAGUGUGUUGCUGACAAGCACUUUCCCAACCAGUCCUCUGCCCCAGACGGACACACAACUCGAUCACCAGACUUCAGCCGAGAUCGAUGCUGCCGCUGUCGUGUUGUGGCACCUGUACGCACACGUUCACAUCUCGAAGAGGGGCGAUCCCACCGUGAGCACUGCCGAUGCCACUGCUUUGAUGCAUGCAGAAGACGAGCGCAACACACUGCUGCGCUUCAUAUGGGCCGAUUUCGAGCAGGAUAAGCAGAAUCUUUUCCACAAUGUUGCAGCACAACAUGCCAUCCGGACGCAAAUCGCAGGCGAGUUCCUGACUUCGGGCGGCAGCCAUGAAGCAAUCACUUGUGCUAACCUCCUGUUCUCGCCGCUGAUGCUCAACACACUGUGGAAGCGCGACGGAUUCCGCUAUGGGGCAGCAGACUGUCGUGCGCGGGAAACUCAGGAAACGGCAUGUAGAUUAGCAAACGAUUGUUGUGUUGGAAUCGAGUCAUAG